AUGAGUGAGUUCAUGAAGUUGACUGCCACUGAUAUGAAGUCUAUUCUUCAGAAGCUCACAGUUAUCACGGUGUUUUUAGAGACUAUUCAGGAUGAGCAAAAUCCUGAUGAGUUCUCUAUUAAAGAUACUAUUUCCGAACAAGAACCAUGUAUACACCUCGUUGGAGCUGUUUUCACUGCUCAUAAAGAAAAUGAGGAUAUAGUGUUGGAUCAGCAAUUGCUCAAUACUGUACGUAUUGCUCAGAAGUUCUCUCCCGAGGUUAAUGAUCUGCGACGUAAAGCUGCUACUUCCUCGGAUGUGUUGGUUGGUUACGUGGUUCGUGAUGAUCUGCUCUACCGUGUUGGUAGCGUAGCUCUCAGCGAUUCUGAUAGAGGUAGCUGUGUUACUUCUCAGAUUGUUGUGCCUGAGAAUCGAGUGGAUGUGCAAUUCGAGGUUGUGAAAUAUUUCCAUGACCUACAUGGUGGCCAUCCAGGAAGAGCUGCGCUUACACGUUGGAUAUGGCGUCACUUCUACUGGAAGAGAUUAGAUCAACGAGUCCGAUCCUUCAAUAGAGACUGUCUGGGAUGCCAAGCUCGGCAACAAGCAGCUAAUAGGAAACGUGUAAUGUCGUCUAGACCGCCAGCUUGUCCAGUGCGUUUUGGUCCGUUUGCUAUUGCUUACUUUGACAGCAGUGGACCUUAUCAGUUCGUUUAUGAGGAGAACGGUCAGAAAAGGACGGGCAAGUUCUACUUAUUUUCGCUGGUUUGCCAAUCUACUCGCUAUAUUCGUGUCCUUCCUACUGUGGAUAAAUCUGCAGCCGCUGCCUCACAAGCCCUAUAUCAACUACUGGCUGAGGAAGGACGACGUCCUUCGGACGUGUGA
This is a messenger RNA of Perkinsus marinus ATCC 50983, 861 nucleotides long. RefSeq lists its product as hypothetical. The transcript has a single exon. Bases 1 to 861 code for a protein of 286 amino acids. The record is from RefSeq and is a predicted model, not a curated record. NCBI's taxonomy places the organism in Eukaryota, Perkinsozoa, Perkinsida, Perkinsidae.